GGUAAUUCAUCCGCGCGAUCCUGGAGAGGAACAAAAUCCAAGAUGCUAAGAAGACAGGCAAGGCUUAGGAGAGAGUACCUUUAUCGGAAGUCCACUGAGGACAAGGAACGAGUCACUUAUGAAAGGAAGAAGAAAUUGAAGACUGCUUUGGAAGAGGGAAAGCCAAUUCCAACUGAAUUGAGGAAGGAUGAAGCUGCCCUAAGAAAGGCCAUCGAAUUUGAUGAUGAGAAACAUGAAGAGACUGGCUCUCACCAGGAUGAUGAGUAUGCCUGGGCAGGAGUUAGAGAUCCCAAGAUAAUGAUAACAACAUCCCACAGUCCAAGCUCAAGGCUAAAACAGUUUGCGAAGGAACUACGCUUGAUAUUUCCUAACAGCCAGCGUUUGAAUCGUGGUAACUAUGUGAUAAGUCAACUGAUUCAAGCUUGUAGAGCUAAUGAGGUUACAGACUUGAUAUUGGUUCAUGAACACAGAGGAGAACCAGAUGGUCUGGUUGUUUGCCAUCUUCCAUUUGGCCCAACGGCUUACUUCACAUUAUCAAAUACAGUCAUGAGACACGACAUUCCUAAAAUUGGUACGAUGUCAGAAGCGUACCCACACUUGAUUUUUCAUAACUUCAAUUCAAAACUUGGAGAAAGGGUCAAAAAUAUUCUAAAGUAUUUGUAUCCAGUUCCUAAAGAUGAGAGCAGAAGAGUGAUCACAUUUGCAAACCAAGAGGACUACAUUUCAUUCAGACACCACACAUACAAGAAAGUCGAUGGGCAGGUUGAGUUAUCAGAAGUAGGGCCAAGAUUUGAAAUGAAAGUUUACGAGAUAAAACUUGGAACAGUGGAUCAGAAUGAAGCUGAUGUGGAGUGGAGACUGCGACCCUACAUGAACACAUCUAAGAAAAGAAAAGCGCUAAGUAGCUAGACAGACAUGAUGUUAGGUAAUUAGAGAAGUUAUGAAACCCCAAAUUAAAUUGUUGAUUUGCGUGUA
Messenger RNA from Stylophora pistillata, 975 nucleotides. Its product is annotated as U3 small nucleolar ribonucleoprotein IMP4. Gene Ontology annotation, molecular function: rRNA primary transcript binding; snoRNA binding. Gene Ontology annotation, cellular component: Mpp10 complex; nucleolus; small-subunit processome. The record is from RefSeq and is a predicted model, not a curated record. Gene Ontology annotation, biological process: rRNA processing. Lineage: Eukaryota; Metazoa; Cnidaria; Anthozoa; Scleractinia; Pocilloporidae.